AUGUCACAACCAAUUCUCUCGAUAAAGUCCGACGACAACAAGUCCAAGGCCAUAGCGAACCUGCUGCCUUGCCGUAUCCAUCACGAUGGCCCUAUUCCUGACGUUUCCAAUUAUUGGUCACCCACCACUGCCGAAGCAUACUUUCGGGGGCGAAAACUUCAUGGCAAGACUGUAAAGCUACCGGAGCAGUGCCGCGGUGUCUUGGUAGAGAGGAGGCAAGAAAAGGAGCAGCAGCCUGCAGUAGAGGAACCGGUCGUUGUGAUCGACGAUGACGAAGCUGAGAAGGGGCCCGCCGGAACCAUGCAGGUUACGGCUGAAUUUGAUGAAAUGGUUAUUUGGGGUCACGAGACUCUCGUGGAUGCCGCUGAGGACCCGUACAUUCGGAGUAUGGAGGAAUGGCUUCAAGUGGCUGGUCAAGUAAGCUCAUUCCCCCCUCGACAUGCAAGUUUUUCGUGCUAA
This is a messenger RNA of Fusarium vanettenii 77-13-4, 459 nucleotides long. RefSeq lists its product as uncharacterized. The transcript has 2 exons. Bases 1 to 459 code for a protein of 152 amino acids. Gene Ontology annotation, biological process: RNA catabolic process. Gene Ontology annotation, cellular component: ribonuclease H2 complex. NCBI's taxonomy places the organism in Eukaryota, Fungi, Ascomycota, Sordariomycetes, Hypocreales, Nectriaceae. The record is from RefSeq and is a predicted model, not a curated record.